UUGAGAUUUGUCGACGUAUCAGCUGAGCACCGACCUGGCCCGAUAAGCUGCGCAAACUAUUAUCUUCCUCUACCAGUCCUGCAAUCCCUGUCUACACCCUCUCAACUGUUUCCCUAAGCCGCAAUGGAGAUAAUAUAGUCUGCCCGCCAUUCCUCCACUUUCCCCGAACUAAUUGUUGAGGUACCCGCCUUUCGCCCUACCUUCAAAUACUUAACGACGGCUGCACCAGAGCACCGAAUUGCCUCCAACCCCGAGACUAUAUCGACAAACCUCAUAACUUAAUAGCGUGCGAAAUGACCGCUACAAUCCGGCAGCUUAGAAAAGCAGCCCGGAUUAUUCUCGUCGGUGCUCCUGGUGUCGGCAAAGGUACGCAAACUGAGCGGCUCCUCGCCAGGUAUCCAGAGCUCGCCUCCAUUAGCUCCGGCGACCUUCUGCGCGAAAAUGUCCGCAGGAAGACCCCUCUAGGCCUUCAAGCAGAAGCCACGAUGCAGUCCGGCAACCUGGUCCCCGAUUCGAUGAUCCUCGACCUCAUAUCCUCUGAAUUCAAAUCACGCGGCUGGCUCUCGUCAGCGCCAAGUUCAUCAAUAUCGCCCUCUGCAUCUUUCAUCUUGGACGGCUUUCCGCGCACCGCGACCCAGGCUUCAAGCCUAGAAACCAUCGUUCCCGUGAACUUCGUCGUCCACCUCGUCACACCUCCUUCCGUCAUUCUCUCUCGGAUCGCGUCGCGCUGGGUACACGAGCCAUCCGGGAGGGUCUACAAUACCGAUUUCAAUGCGCCUAAAGUCCCCGGCAAGGAUGAUGUCACAGGGGAACCUCUGACUCAGAGAGAGGAUGACUCGAUCGAUACGUGGAAGCAGCGAUUGCACAAGUUUGAAGAAACGAGCAAGGCAUUGCUAGAACACUACCAGCGCAAGGGCUGUCUAUGGCGUGUCGAGGGCGACACUAGCGACGAGAUCAGUCCGAAGCUUUUUGCAGAGAUUGAGCGGCAGUUUUGCUAGAGUUUCUCCACCUGAUGGUCUCCCAACCUCACACCCGGUCCUAUAUACCUUCUUGUACUAUAUAUCGGUUAUAUUCUGACUCUAUGCUUGUUGGCGUCGCAUCCCUGCAGUCCUAGAAGGGCAGCAGAUGGGGACACUGCUUUUUUGUACCACUUCUUUACACACAGACACAGUUGGCAUCUUUUCGUGGACGAGUUAAACCUAAUGAUCAGUCUAACGAUGUUAAUGAGUGCCGCAAU
Molecule: messenger RNA, 1237 nt
Organism: Aspergillus neoniger CBS 115656
Lineage: Eukaryota; Fungi; Ascomycota; Eurotiomycetes; Eurotiales; Aspergillaceae
Product: adenylate kinase ADK2
Exons: 2
Coding region: 294-998 (234 amino acids)
Biological process (GO): nucleobase-containing compound metabolic process
Cellular component (GO): cytoplasm; mitochondrion
Molecular function (GO): AMP kinase activity; ATP binding
Source: RefSeq, a predicted model, not a curated record